CAUAACUCAGGGUCCUCAGGGUGACGUGUAAAUAAUUCACCGUGCCGGUGAAAUCAACUAAAAGACUAAAGUGCAAAAAUAGUAUUUUUUUAAAAUAAAAUUUUAAUUUUUCUUUAAAAAUGUUACGAAUAUUACUUUUUUCAUUAUUAACAAUUUCUUCUGGUGUUUUUGGUUCGUCUCUCGAGUUAGUGAGCGACGAUGAUCUCCUAAAUCAUAUAAAAAAUGAGAAUUUUGUUGUUGCCCUUUUCACUAAAAAAGACUGUGAUGCUUGUGAAAAUAUGGAGAAUGAAUUGAUUCAAGUGAGAGAAGAUCUCGUCGAUUCAUUGUCAGCAUGGGUUGUAAAAGUUGUAAAUAGUCAACUACUCCGACUUUAUAGUCCUAAUAAGGAACCCGCUUUAGUUUACUUUAGAAAUGGAAAUCCUCUUUUAUACGAUGGUCCUUUGGAUGGUGAAGAAAUUUUAAGAACUUUUAUUGAUAAUCAAAAGCCUAUCGUCAAGGAAUUGACUGAUGAAACUUUUGAGCAUUUAACUCAAGCCAGUAGUGGAGCAACUACCGGCGAUUGGUUCAUCAUGUUUUACAGUGCAGAUUGUAUAGAAUGCCAGAGAAUGGGUGCCAGAUGGGAAGCAGUGGGUUCGAAAAUAAAACAACGAGUUAAUGUUGCCCGAAUGAAUAAACACACAACUGGCGCUUCCACUGCUCGAAGAUUCAAUGUUUUUGAAGUUCCGGAAUUCAUAUUCUUCCGACAAGGUAAAAUGUACCGAUAUCAAAUUCCAAAAUAUGAUGUCAAUUCUUUCGUAUCAUUCGCGAGAGACUGGUACAGAAAUGCCCGAAUUGAAAAAGUUCCGGUGCCUCAAAGUCCUUUCGACGAUUUUACGCAAAUGAUCGCAAAUGCCUUGCGUGAAAAUCCAUGGAUAAUGAAGCUCGGAAGCAUAACUAUUGGUGUAGUUGUAAUUGUCUCAGUGGCAUCGAAAUUAAGGAGAAAAGCCGAAGUUCCACAAAAGAAGGCUAAAUAAAAUUUAUUUUUCGCAAAUGAAGCAUGUAUAUAUGUACACAUUGAACUUAAAAAGAUUUUUUACAUUCAUAUUGACAAAUAUUGUUUUAGAUAAUACCCUCCUUUUAUACUAGAUUAAUUACAAAACGCAUAAUUAAGGUGUCUGAAUAAUUUUCUUUCAAUAAACAUUUAUAUUUUAAAUAUUUCAA
Messenger RNA from Leptopilina heterotoma, 1200 nucleotides. RefSeq names its product protein disulfide-isomerase A4. The transcript has 6 exons. The coding region runs from base 120 to 1013 and encodes 297 amino acids. Lineage: Eukaryota; Metazoa; Arthropoda; Insecta; Hymenoptera; Figitidae. The record is from RefSeq and is a predicted model, not a curated record.